Molecule: messenger RNA, 1437 nt
Organism: Penicillium griseofulvum
Lineage: Eukaryota; Fungi; Ascomycota; Eurotiomycetes; Eurotiales; Aspergillaceae
Product: NAD(P)/FAD-dependent oxidoreductase
Exons: 8
Coding region: 1-1437 (478 amino acids)
Molecular function (GO): sarcosine oxidase activity; flavin adenine dinucleotide binding
Source: RefSeq, a predicted model, not a curated record
AUGACAGAUUCAAAGUCAGUCGCCAUUAUUGGAGCGGGCAUAUUUGGUCUUUCACUGGCGAUUGCCCUGCGAGAUAGAAACUACAAAGUGACCGUCUUUGAUCGAAGUCAAUACGAUGCAAAUGGAUAUGACCCUACAGCCGAUGAUGUACAAGCUGCAUCCGCCGAUCACAACAAAAUCUUCCGUGCAUCAUACGGGAAAGAGAUUCACUACCAGCGUCUUGCUUUAGAAAGCCGCAGCAUGUGGGUUUCAGAGGACGAGAAGCGUGGAUCAACGGACCAAGACGACGGCAGGAAUCUCGGACUGUUUGUUAACAGCGGGAUGCUCCGUAUACAGCCAUCUGACCACUUGGCUACUCUAGAGAAAGAAACCCUAGCCAACAUGGAGCGUGAUGGUCUACGAGAUACGCAGUUCGUUAAGAGCAACCCCGCAGACUGCGAACGGGCUGGUAAGCUGGGUUGGAAGGAUAAAAUACUCAAUUUCCACAUCCCAGAUUCUGCUGAAAGAACAUACGAGGCGGUCCUUGACUCCCUGGCUGGGUUUGUGAGGUGCAGUAAUGCCUGUGCUCAUUACCAAAAAAUGGCCGCCGACAAGGGCGUGAAAUUUUAUUUCGGCCCACAGAAGGGGGCUGUUGAUUACUUGGUCAAACUGAAAAGCAGUCUUGAACCGAGUAAAGAUAAAGUUACAGGUCUGAAGACAAAGGACGGUGUUGUUCAUGAUGCGGACUCCGUUGUUGUGGCUGCCGGAUCGUUUUCGACACAGAUUCUCCCUGAACUAAGCUAUCACCUCGAGUCCUCAGCUGGCAGCCUUGCAACUUUCAAGAUAGACAAGAGCAACACCGAGCUAUGGGACAAGUACUCACCAGAACGUUCUCCCGUCAUGACCUGGAAGAGUACACCACGAGACAUCUCUGGAAAUGACACAGGGAGCAUUUACGUUCUACCAAGAACCCCAGAGGGUCUUGUCAAGAUUGGUUAUCGUGGAAUCAAGUGGACCAAUUUCCAGCCAGCACCGCAAGAUACUCCAUUCACCCAAGAUGGUCAAUGGUCUGUGCCUCUUCCAGUGGAGGAGUGUUCGGUACUUCCAGAGCCAGCCUUGUAUGCAAUCAAGCAGUUUGUGUCUAUAUUCCUGCCUGAGUUCGAGAAUACGCCAUUUUUCUCUACGAAACUUUGCUGGUACACAGACUCCCUGGACAAUUCAUUUGUGAUUGAUCAUGUCCCAACUUUCGCGGAGAAAUCUGUAUUCGUUUGUACUGGUGGUAGUGGUCAUGGUGCAAAGUUCUUACCAGUUCUGGGAAAGCAUGCGGCGGAUAUAUUUGAGAAUGGUAACCAAAGCUCAUCUUUCAUGCGCCCAUUCUGGCGCUGGCGCCCUGACGCACCUAGAAGGAACGGGUUGCAAGAGGGCCCCGGCGGACCAAGAGAUAUUUCGCACAGUUAA